AUGUUCAGUCAAUUCAAACAAUUACAAAUUAUUGCAUUUUUAUUUUUAUUUAUUCCAAGUGAACAAUGGUUAUUGAUCACUCAAGUACCUGAUAUUACAAUGUCGACAAAAGGUUUAUGUCAUAUUGACAAUGGUCUAAGUACAAGACAAAUUCUUUUUUGUCAAAGACAUUUGGAUAUAAUGCCAUUUAUUCGAUUUGGAACAAAUCUAGCAUUAGAAGAAUGUAAAACACAAUUUAAAAAUCGUCAUUGGAAUUGUAGUUUAUUUUAUGAACAAAAACAAAUUGAAAAUAUUCUUGAUUCAGGUACAAAAGAAUCGGCAUAUAUUCAUGCAAUUACAGCAGCUGGUAUUGCGUAUGCUAUUACAAAAGCAUGUUCAACAGGUAGACUUAAUUCAUGUGGUUGUGAUAUGUCAUUACAAAAUAAAAAUGAUCCAACAACAAAAUGGUCAGGAUGUUCGGAUAACGUUCUAUUUGGUUCAGAAAUUGCUAGAAAAUUUUUAAAUUUAAGAGAAAGACCAAUGAGAAAUAAACAAAGUCUAUUAAAUAUUCAUAAUAAUCAAGCAGGAAUUAAAACAAUUCAAACUGAAGUUGAUCGUCAAUGUAAAUGUCAUGGUGUAUCAGGUUCAUGUGAAUUUAAAACAUGUUGGCGUUCAUUAAAACCAUUUUUUCAUAUUGGUAAUCAAUUAAAAGAAAAAUAUGACGAUGCUAUUGAAGUUCGUUUACAUCGAAGUGAAAAUAAAUUACGUUUAAUGGCUCGUAAUACACCGUAUGAAAGACAAACAAAAUUAGAUCUUGUCUAUUUAAAUCCAAGUCCAAAUUAUUGUAUAAAAAAUAUUACCUACGGUUCAUUUGGUACAUACGGACGUUCAUGUAAUCGUAGUUCUCGUGCAAUUGAUAGUUGUGAAUUAUUAUGUUGUAAUCGUGGUUAUCAAUCUCAUAUUGUUACUUAUCGUGAUAAAUGUAAUUGUCGUUUUACAUUUUGUUGUACAAUUACAUGCCAAGAAUGUAUACAAACAAAAGAGAUUAGUCGAUGUUUAUAA
Didymodactylos carnosus is the source of this 1041-nucleotide messenger RNA. NCBI's taxonomy places the organism in Eukaryota, Metazoa, Rotifera, Eurotatoria, Philodinida, Philodinidae. The record is from the annotation of a GenBank genome assembly.